Molecule: messenger RNA, 1851 nt
Organism: Alternaria novae-zelandiae
Lineage: Eukaryota; Fungi; Ascomycota; Dothideomycetes; Pleosporales; Pleosporaceae
Exons: 1
Coding region: 1-1851 (616 amino acids)
Source: RefSeq, a predicted model, not a curated record
AUGCUCUCCGCGUUGAAGCGUACUUCAACCAAACAUGCGACCCUCAAUGUAAAGACGGAGUGCAUGCUGUGUGGUCAGCAGAUGACAUUGCGGGCCUUGCAAAAGCAUCUGGGCCGCCACCAACAACAGUUAGCGCUCUUCGCUCUCCCAGCAAAUCCCGGUGAUGACGAGGAUGAUGAACAAGAUAUCCAGGAAGAUGUUCAGGGAGACGAUGACAGCGACCCCAGUUCAAAGAGCGCUGCUGAAGAUGGUGACGUGGACCUCUCAGACGCGAGUGAGCCUGAGCAGAUCCGCCCUCCGUUGGCUACUGAGCUUGACAUGGAGCCUACUCUUAGAGAGUAUCUGGACGUCGCCGCGGAGGAGAAGUUACGGUCAUAUGAUACGAACGCAGAACCAUCGACAAAAUUCGACAAGACCGUUCGCGAAAACAGCACUAAACCUGUCAAUCUCGGGGAAAUACCCUCAAUGAUAUUGGACCCGCCGCCGUCAAUUCCACAUCAAGAGAUCGCAGAGCCUCACAUUGCGGACCUGGAAUCUAAUCUGGAGAAAAUGGAAGAUACAGUAGCGUCCACAGAAGUGAAGAAUGCAGAAUUGGAAGAACGUUUAAGAGCCUAUAACGAAAGUCUUGCCGGAUUGAGACCAGCCCACAGGAGAGACCACACAACUCAAGGUUAUCAUACUGGAAGUAGCCUGGGUGUAGAUAAGGAGGUAAACCGCCCACCGCUGAUAGAAACCACUAGAGAGAUGAACCUUCCAGAAGAAGAGCGUCUUGACCGUGUUGAACCUCUUGUCUCCAUGUUGGCUUCGAGGACGUCCAAUAUCACUGGAUCCGCUGCGGAAUCCGACCGAAGUAUCCAAGCAGAUGAGCCGAUUGAUGAAAAUCGACUCCCACACGUUACCGGAUACGACCAAGCUAGGGACCUGGACGGUGGUCCAUUCCCGAAUGAUAACUUUCCCAAUGACGGGUCACUUAAGGCCUUUGGGCCAGAUUUUAGUGACGGCAGUGACGGGCUCUUGUUAUCGCCGCAAUUCCAACAGUCUAGUAUCCGACAUGCAGAUGCAGCGAUGGUGAUUCCGGGGGCGAAACGCAAUGCAAUUCCGCGGCCCUUACCACCUCCACGUUACAUUCCGGAGUGGGAGCACCGGGUGAAGCAGAGGGGGCCACAAGAGAAUGUUAUACCCAACGAUCAAGCUGAACAGAUGAGGGAGGAACAGCUGGCUGUAACAAGGGAAGAUGCAUUCAAGAACGAACCGGCCGCCGAGAGCUCUCAUGCCUCCAAUGUCGAUCAGAAAAGAUCAGUCGGAACAUCCGAAAGUACGCGAGUAUUGCCCACAGGGCCGGGUCCGACAUUGCCUUCGUCUCAGGCUGACAGGCGCCAACCCGAAGAACGUGGUUCGAGACGAGAAUCAGGGAUGGAUCUUUAUGAUGAUCGUAUUGUUGAAGUACAGCGAUCACUAAGACGUGGGGCGAGUGUAUCAUCAUCUGACGAUGAGCCGCACGAAUCCGAAGUGGAAAGGAAAGACAUUAACGCACUGAUGCAGAGUGGUGAUGCCACCGUUAUCAGCAACGGUAACAACGAGAUUCGCUUGAAAGUAAAUUCAAGUGCCCCGCUCAGUCUGCAAUUCAACAGCGACCUGGAGGGCCGUACCAUGCAGCUUAUCCCAACCGAGGAUGGCAUGGCAGAACUCGUCAUCCGCGGCGCAAACCCUGAGAACGAGAUCACAUACGGCAGCACUCGUAGGUCACACAGAGGCGUCAGAGGCGCGAGAGACUCUUAUGACGAUCGCAUUGUUGAAGUCGCGCGGCCACUGAGACGAAGGGCGAAUACAUCUUCAUAUUACCAUGAAUAA